Molecule: messenger RNA, 4893 nt
Organism: Merops nubicus (carmine bee-eater)
Lineage: Eukaryota; Metazoa; Chordata; Aves; Coraciiformes; Meropidae
Gene: RP1L1
Product: retinitis pigmentosa 1-like 1
Exons: 6
Coding region: 1-4893 (1630 amino acids)
Biological process (GO): axoneme assembly; intracellular signal transduction; retina development in camera-type eye
Cellular component (GO): axoneme
Source: RefSeq, a predicted model, not a curated record
AUGACUCAGGUGCCUGCUGACUACGUGUCAACCACCAGCUCCUACAACUAUGAGCAGACCCUUCCCUCCGUGGCUCGGACAAGCACUGUCACCAAGGUACCUCCAGCCAAAAAAAUAACCUUCUUCAAGAGUGGAGAUCCUCAGUUUGCCGGAGUCAAGAUGGCCAUCAACCAGCGAAGCUUCAAGAGCUUCAACGCGCUCAUGGAUGACCUCUCUCAUCGGGUGCCACUGCCAUUUGGGGUACGGACCAUCACCACCCCACGAGGAAUACAUUGCAUCAGUGAGCUGGACCAGCUGGAGGAUGGAGGGUGGUACCUUUGCUCCGACAAGAAAUACGUCAAACCCAUUCCCAUUACUGCUGGGGGACACAGGCCAGGCCCUCCACGAAACGGUCGUCCCUCCAGUACCUUGAGAAGAGCAGCUCAGGAGGGCAAGCUUGAAGAUUAUUCUACACCUUUUACUCACCACGGCCCCAGAAUCCCCAAGAAAAUCACUCUACUUAAGAAUGGAGAAAGUGGUUUUCGGCGCUCAAUUAUCCUUAACCGCAGAAACGCCAGGAGCUUCAAAACACUCCUGGAUGAGAUUUCAGAGAUCCUGCAGUUCCCUGUGAAGAAGCUCUACACUGUUGAUGGGAAAAAGAUUGACAGCAUGCAGGCCCUGCUCCAUUGCCCCAGCGUGCUGGUGUGUGUUGGCCGGGAGCCAUUUAAACCCAUCUCCACAGAGAACUUGAGGAAACACUCAGUGGAGAAGCUGCCCGAGGUAGCUCCUCGUUCCAACGGCAACAACGUCAACGCAAACAACGAAAAGAAGUCGUAUCCUAAUGGUCUCGCUGCCUCUCCGGAUAACGGGGCACCUUUCUCAAACAGUUUCUCCCAUCCAAAACCUGGUGACCUGGUCCACUCCUUGGUGAAUGAUGACAUAGAAAAGCGGGUCCAUGUCAACAAGGAUGGUAGCCUGUCCGUCGAGAUGAAAGUCCGCUUCCGCCUGCUAAAUGAUGAGACUUUGCAGUGGUCCACCCAGAUCAGGAAGUCCAACGUGAUGAACCAGAUGCCUUGGAAGCCAAAGAGCAAACAAAUACGUUCAACCAUGUUGAAGAACUCCUCCAUCAGCAGCGUAGGUACCGAGUCAGUGCUGACCACAGGAAAAGAGCAGAAAGAAAUUGUAGAUUCCUCCAAACCAACUUCCUAUGGGUCCAAAUCAAACGCAACUGAAACAAACGAUCAGAAGAAUAAAGAGGGGGAUGAUUCUUGCAGCAGAAAAGUGGAGGGAGAGUUGGAAUGCGCUGACGUGCAGCAGGAAGAGAGUGAUAUAAUGCCAUCUACUCUACCAAAUACCUCUCCAGAAGAAGUUGUGCAAGAAUGGUUAAGUAAAAUCCCUUCAGAAACAUUGAUUAUGAAAUAUGAAAUGGAGGAUGAUCCAGAAGAAGAAUGUGCAGAAGCAACCAUGGUGGCAUCAUCCUGUACUAAUGUCGAGGGAACCCCAGAGGAUGAAAAAGCAGAGAAAAAGGAUGUAGAGGAGGCUGAAAAUGAGGCAACGGAUGAAGUGGGAAAAGAGACAGCAGAAGGCACUGCUAUUAAUGAAGAAGCUGAAGAAUGUGAGAAUCAGGAGCAGAUCUCUGAGGCUAUGUCUGAAGCUGCCAAAGCUGAUCAGGCAGAAUGCAACCAGUCGGUUACAUCCAGCCAAAAUAACAGAAGAGACCUGCCAACCUCUGUUCAGACUUCUGUCCAGAUCAUGAAGGCCUUGCUCAGUUCAAAACAUGAAACGAAAUUUGACCGAUCACACAGUUUGCCUGAAGUGUCCCCUACCAUGGGGAGAAAACUGAGUAACUCUGCCAACAUUUUGCUUACUUGUCUUGCCGGUCUCCAGCUCCUUGAUGAAGAGUCAGAAGAUCCAUCAGAUAAAUCAAAAGGUUUGAAUAAAUCAAGGUACAUGGAGCUGCUGAACAUUUUUCAAGCCUUGUGGUUUGGAUGCACAGCUGAAAAAAGUGUUCCAAGCUCAGGUCAAGAGGCAAGUGAGCAAGCAAAGACAGCCUCUGGGUUUAAAGCCACAAAAUAUGUGGAUUAUGACUUCACUCCCAUGUCCUCCUCUGGGGUUGAUGUUAGCAGUGGUUCUGGUGGCUCAGGAGAAGAGACUACAGCUUGUGCCAGGGACUGCACUAUAACGGCACAGAAGGCUGCUGAAUGCAAAUCAGCUGGACAAGAGGAAAAUGUGGAGACAGGCACUGAAGUGACUGAGGCUGAGGAGCAAUGCAAAGAGGAAGAGCAGUCAUGCCGACCUUCAACAGCCUGCUCAGAAUCAAAAGUUGAGGAAAAAGCACAGUCUACUAAAGAGGACUCUCUAAUUCAGGAGGCAGAAGAGAAUAAGGAGGAUCAGUGCAGUAACUGUGAAAAUGGUCAGGAGGAAGAGGAAGAAAAUGAAAACAAAGAAGACAGCAAAUUAACUGAAAAUGAACAAGAAGAAGCUGAAGCUCCAAAUGAUGAUGUCUCAAAAGCAAAUCUUGAAGAGGAAGCUGAUCAGCUAGCUGCUGAUGAUGAUACAAAUGUCAAUGACGUAGAUUGUGUGACAGAGCUGAAAGCUGAUUUGGAAGAGCAGCUUGAAAAAGAGUCACCAAAUGACCCAGAGCCCAAAGCUGAUUUGGAAGAGCAGCUUGAAAAAGAGUCUCCAAAUGACCCAGAGCCCAAAGCUGAUUUGGAAGAGCAGCUUGAAAAAGAGUCUCCAAAUGACCCAGAGCCCAAAGUCGAUAUGGCCACCAGUGUGGACACAUCCCUUGUCCAGCAAAAUUCAAUGGACCCAGACCCAGUCUGGGUCCUGAGACUGCUCAAGAAAAUCGAGAAAGAGUUCAUGGCUCACUAUGUCAGUGCCAUGAAUGAGUUUAAGGUCAGGUGGAACCUGCAGAACAACCGGCAGACGGAUGAAAUGAUACUGGAGCUGAAGGAGGACGUGAGUAAAAGGAUACAAAAAAGCAUAGAGAAAGAGCUGAGGAAGAUCAAGAACAGAGCUGGGAAGAAGAUGCCAAGACCUCCGGAUGAACCACUCAAGCGUGAGUCAACACUCCAAACUGAGCAGAGGAGGCGACGGCUGCAGACUAUGCAUAAAAAGUCACACUUCAACGACAAGAAUGGGACCGAGACUUGGCUGGAGGACACAUCAGACUUAUCAUUUCAUGUAGAUGAAGAUAUAGUAUUUAGUGCAGCUUUUGAGGCCAGUAUUAGUAAACAAACAAGUGAGGACGAGUACUGCCCAUGUGACUCUUGUGUGAGGAAAAAAAUGGCUUCCAAGCCAAGAAACAUCGUGGUGGCCACCAAUGCCCCAGUCAUGAAGGCGUUUGAUUUACAGCAAAUCCUGAGGCUGAAGAAAAAUGACAAUGGGGCAGACUGUGUAUCAGAAGCAGCCCAGGAAGUCAAAACAGUUCCCACAGAGGAAGUGGCAGAAAAUUGUAAUCCAAAUGAGGAGAAUGAGGGUGAUCUCCAGCCAAGUGAACAAGAAGUGGAGGGUGAUGAAGAAAAGGACCCAGAAUUAAAUGAGGAGGAAAUAAAAGAGGAGGAAGAGAAGGAGAAUGAGGAAGAGAAAGUGGAGGAGGAAGAGGAAGAAACAAAAGAGGAAGACACGAAGGAGGAGGAGGAAGCAAAAGAGGAGGAAGAGGAAGCAAAAGAGGAGGAAGAGGAAAUGAAGGAAGAAGAAGAAGAAACAAAAGAGGAGGAAGAAGUGAAGGAUGACGAGGAAGAGGUAAAAGAGGAGGAAGAGGAAAUGAAGGAGGAGGAGGAAGAAACAAAAGAGGAAGAGGAGGAAGAGAAGGAGGAGGAAGAAGAAACAAAAGAGGAAGAAGAGGAAGAGAAGGAGGAGGAAGGAGAAAUAAAAGAAGAAGAGGAGGAAGUGAAGGAAGAGGAGGAAGAAACAAAAGAGGAAGAGGAGGAAGAGAAAGAGGAGGAAGAAGAAACGAAAGAGGAAGAGGAGGAAGAGAAGGAGGAGGAAGAAACAAAAGAGGAAGAGGAGGAAGUGAAGGAGGAAGAAGAAGAAGAAAUAAAAGACAAGGAGGAGGAAGUGAAGGAAGAGGAAGAAACAAAAGAGGAAGAGGAGGAUGAAGUAAACAGGGACGAGGAAGAACAAGAAGAAACCCAAAAUGAAGAGCAGGAAGCUGAAGAGAAGUCCAAAACUGAAGAUGAAGCUGACAAUGAAGCUGAAGAAGCAGAGGAGCCAGAGGAUGAGGACAUCGGGGCUGAUGACGAGGAAGAGACAUCUGAAUGCGGAGGAGAUGCUGAUGGAACUGAUGACAACCCUGCAGGAGAUGCUGCAGAAAGAAAUGAAGAAGCUGAGCAAGACGAAGCUGAGGCAGUGGAAGAUGCAAAUCCAGAGUCAGAAGAUGCAGCAUGUUCAGCUAAGGAAGAAGACAACAGUGAAGGACGUGACAAAUUUGAUGAAAAUGAAGAGGAACCUAUCGGUGAUGACCCUGACAAGGCACAAGAAACACAUGAAGACAAAGUCAAGAAGGUUUCUGUGAGACCCUCCAAAGCCAAAGGCAGUAAAUUCAGAAAAAAAAUAGAGAUUCUGAACAAAGCAGCCUUUUUUUGUUAUUCUUCUGUCCGAAACUUCUCACAGCAAUCCCAGAAGGGGUCUGAAGAUGAAGCUGAAGAGGUAUCCAAAGAUGAUGACAACUCCAUGAACAACCAACCUAAUGGAGAGGUUCGAAGUGAUGAGAGCAGCAAACCCUCACAGAUGUAUCCUGAGAGCGAGGAAGAGGAUGGAGGAUCUUCAUGCACUGAUCCUUUGGGAAAUGAGGACCAGGCAGAUGCUGAAGGUGAAGAUCCAAAGAAGGUUGAACAUACUGAUGAAGUUCAGGCUUCUGAAAAGAAAGCAGACUCUGAUAAGAUUGACCAGGAUGACCUGGACUUCUAG